Messenger RNA from Juglans regia (Persian walnut), 1544 nucleotides. Its product is annotated as probable pectate lyase 12. The coding region runs from base 73 to 1509 and encodes 478 amino acids. NCBI's taxonomy places the organism in Eukaryota, Viridiplantae, Streptophyta, Magnoliopsida, Fagales, Juglandaceae. Gene Ontology annotation, molecular function: pectate lyase activity. The transcript has 5 exons. The record is from RefSeq and is a predicted model, not a curated record.
UCAAAUUUUAGGACCGAAAUCGUUUAAAACUUGGUGAGAGUGAAUCGAUCCCACUUUGUUCUUCAUCAAACAAUGCUGCAAAGUACCUGCAUUGUCCUGAUCUCUCUUAUGUGCACAUUUUCUCGGUUUGGUAGAGCGAAGCUCAACUUCACUCUUCCCGGCCAGCAUCCCAACCCCGAAGCUGUUGUCCAAGAAGUUCACAGGAGGGUAAAUGCUUCUGUAAAUUAUAGAAGGAGCAUGCUACAAGUAUCCCAGCAAGACCAGUCUUCAUGCCUAACUGGAAACCCCAUAGAUGACUGCUGGAAAUGUGACCCAGACUGGCCCAACAACCGACAGAGACUAGCAGAUUGCGCCAUUGGGUUCGGACAGUACUCUAUGGGGGGCAAAAAUGGAGAAUUCUAUAUUGUCACCGACUCCACAGACGAUGAUCCUGUCAAUCCUAGGCCAGGGACUCUACGUUAUGCUGUGAUCCAAACUGAACCUUUGUGGAUCGUGUUCCCCAGCAACAUGCUCAUAAAACUCUCCCAGGAGCUCAUCUUUAAUAGCUAUAAAACUCUCGACGGGCGUGGGGCUAAUGUUCACAUCGUGGGUGGAGGCUGCAUUACUCUUCAGUUCAUAAGCAAUGUCAUCAUUCACAACAUACAUAUCCACCAUUGUCAUCCCUCAGGUGAGACUAAUGUGCGGUCGAGUCCAACCCACUAUGGUUGGCGCACAAAAUCCGACGGUGAUGGGAUAUCGAUAUUUGGGUCGAAAGACAUAUGGAUAGACCAUUGCUCUCUGUCGCACUGCAAGGACGGCUUGAUUGACGCUGUGGAGGGGUCCACUGGGAUCACGAUAUCGAAUAACUAUUUCUCGAAUCACGACGAGGUGAUGCUGCUGGGCGCCAGCGACGACUACUUGCCUGACUCGGGAAUGCAGGUGACUAUUGCCUUCAAUCAUUUUGGUGAGAAGCUGGUGCAGAGGAUGCCCAGGUGCAGGCGCGGCUAUAUCCACGUCGUCAACAACGAUUUCACGCAGUGGGAGAUGUAUGCUAUUGGUGGUAGCGGUAACCCAACCAUCAAUAGCCAAGGCAACCGCUACACUGCUCCUUCCAACCACAAUGCCAAAGAGGUAACGAAGCGAGUUGAUACAGCUGAAGGGGAAUGGAGGGGAUGGAAUUGGAGGUCUGAAGGGGAUAUAAUGGUAAAUGGAGCAUUCUUUGUGGCGUCGGGUGAGGGUGUUGAGGUUAAGUACGAGAAGGCCUAUAGCGUUGAGCCCAAAUCUGCUGUUCUCAUUGAUCAGCUCAUCAUGCACGCCGGUGUACUUGGCGUUGGUGGCAGGGAGAACAAUUUGGGAAUGUGGACCAAAGGAAGCGAGGGUGGUGGCAACGGUUUUGGGUCAGACCCAGAUUAUACAGAUGAUUUUUCAAGGAGCAGCGUGCUAUUGUCACCUUUUACUUUUGUUCUCGUAUCUCCUUUGAUUGCAUUUUCAUGCUUGUUAUUUUAUAAAGUACAUCCAUCAUUUUUGUAAUAAUGAAAAAUUACGCAGUGAUUUUCUUUUCUUGA